CUAUACGAUCAGGUUUAAGGUUCUUUUAGAUGGAGGGAGGAAAUGAGUCUGAGAACCACUUGAGUUCAGCUGCAGCUUUUGUGGAAGGCGGAGUUCAGGAAGCAUGUGAUGAUGCUUGUAGCAUAUGCCUCGAAACUUUUUCCGAUAAUAACCCUUCAUCUGUAACUGUUUGCAAGCACGAGUUUCACCUGCAGUGUAUCCUCGAGUGGGGACAGAGAGGCUCGCAAUGCCCUAUGUGUUGGCAGAACCUUAGCUUGAAAGACCCAAACAGCCAGGAACUGUUUGAUGCAGUGGAGCAUGAAAGGAAUGUGAGGAUGAACCCGCCAAGAAACACCACAAUUUUCCGUCACCCAACUUUGGGAGAUUUUGAAUUGCAACAUUUACCAGUAAGUGCAACAGAUUCUGAGCUGGAAGAGCGCAUUAUUCAACACUUGGCUGCAGCGGCUGCUAUGGGUAGGGCACGUCACCUUGCAAGGAGAGAUAAGUGGAGGUGAACCUUCCCACCCUGUCCUCCUUGCCGAAGGUUCUCAGCAAUUGGUUUCGCCACCAUAUGCUGCCCAAGCCGGUCAGGUUUCUGCCUCUUCGGUGGGUCAACUGGGCACUUCAUCAGUUAAUAACAGGUAUUUUCUCAACAGGCCAUGUUUGGAACACGGUGAAUUGUAGGGAAAGGAAGAAACUACUAAGGAUAGUAAUUUUGUUAUUUAUGGGUUUACCUUUUACAAGAUGAAGGAAAACCAAGUGUGAUAAAAACUUUUUAAAAUUUUAUGGUAAGUUGCAGGGAGACGGGGACAAAUAUUCAUACUGGGAUUGGGUUGUGAAGGGGACGGCAUUAACUUUUCCAACUUUUACAAGGGAUUUGGGUGAUGGGGCGUCUUCAAGUACCCAAAGGGGGACAUUUCAGGGAGCAACACUUAUUUGAAGAAUCCGUGCAACAUAGUUUUUUCGUGUAUUUUGAUUUCUUAGUCUCUAUACAAUUAAAUUGUUCAAACAAAUUGAGUUUGAACAAAUAACCAAAAUUGAU
Cuscuta campestris is the source of this 1021-nucleotide messenger RNA. Lineage: Eukaryota; Viridiplantae; Streptophyta; Magnoliopsida; Solanales; Convolvulaceae. The record is from the annotation of a GenBank genome assembly.